UGAAUUUGAUAUACAGCAGUGCAAUAACGCUGGGUAUUUAUUCGGUUUGUUGUGACUUAUCUUUUUUACUUAAGCUGCUUUCCUCACUCAGACGGUCUGUUUGGACGACACGACGGUAAAAUUUGAAAUUUGGGACACUGCUGGACAAGAGCGAUAUCACAGUUUGGCUCCGAUGUAUUACCGCGGGGCGCAAGCGGCGAUUGUCGUUUAUGAUAUAACCAAUCAGGAGUCUUUUACAAAGGCCAAAAACUGGGUGCGUGAACUGCAACGUCAAGCAAACCCCAAUAUUGUGAUCGCUUUAGCAGGCAACAAAGCAGAUCUGGCAAACAAACGGAUGGUUGAGUACGAGGAGGCACAUUCUUACGCUGAGGACAAUGGACUUCUGUUUAUGGAAACCUCAGCCAAAACGGCUAUGAACGUUAACGACGUGUUUCUGGCCAUAGGUAAACAGUUAUUGUCGCAUCCGUUUUUUGCUCUUUGUUUAAAAGUCGUGGAAAGAAUGUUUCUGCCGUUUUUUGUGACUUUUUGA
Messenger RNA from Soboliphyme baturini, 529 nucleotides. Lineage: Eukaryota; Metazoa; Nematoda; Enoplea; Dioctophymatida; Soboliphymatidae. The record is from the annotation of a GenBank genome assembly.